Molecule: messenger RNA, 1981 nt
Organism: Macrobrachium nipponense
Lineage: Eukaryota; Metazoa; Arthropoda; Malacostraca; Decapoda; Palaemonidae
Exons: 7
Coding region: 285-1049 (254 amino acids)
Source: RefSeq, a predicted model, not a curated record
CGGAGCGCGUUGCCACAAACCCCUAUUCAUCCAGCUGUUACUUAUCCCCUCUCCCCAGCCACCACCCACCCGCUACUCGCGUUCCUCAAAGGACCUCCCGAAUGCCAGUGGUGCCAGUAUGACUGGCAGGCGAGUGCCGGCACCACUGCUUUACACGGUUCUCUGUGCGGAUCGGAAAUAAUUCUUCCGGAAUGACUGGAUUAUCUAUGUUGAUCACCUUCAAGAGCUGUUGGAUAACCCCAACGCCUCGGGAUAAGGAACCAUGAAAUUCAGUUCACUACAAGAUGUACUAUCCCCCACCCCCUCACGAGGGAGUCCUGCCAGGGGCAGCUAUCCCUACGGCCCCUCUAGUCCCUGUCUCCUUUCCUGCCUCUGCUUUGGAAAUGUAUAUGAAUGGUUCUACAGCGCCCACCGCUCCCAGCAUAUCUCAGGUCCAGUCUCCUGACUCCUCGCCCUUGCCUGGAGCCCUGGAGUACUGGAAGUACCACAAGCUUCACCAUCUAGCCAACCGUCAGCAGUUGUGCAUCUCCCAUCGAAGAGGAAACUGCUACGACCUGACGGACACGAUGGACACGGUCCUUUACACGGCGUCCAUCGAGAUGCAGACGGACUGCUUCUGUUGCGGCAAGGCUCCCAAGGGACCUGGGACCACCUGGCAUAUGACCAACCCCACGGCCGGGCUGGCUCUUUCCUUUCACCUGGCGAGGGAGCUCUCCUGCUUCCACGAGGCAGUUCUGACAACAACUGUCAAGAUGGCCUCCGAGGCCCACCUGGGGAGGGCAGAAGGGAAAGGAUCCAAAUUUACCCUAAAAAAUCCGGCUGGUGACGACCUCUGUUACCUGCAUCUAGAUGACCGGUGCUGUAAUUGCGAAGAUAUCCCGUACAUGGUCAUACCAGCUGGAGACACGAAUGACACGGGCGAUGUGGUUAAAUACAACGGUGGCUUCCUCAUUACCUUCCCAAGAUCUCUGGACGUGCCCACUCGCGCUCUCCUCGCCGCCACGAUCAUAUCGAUCCAAUUUCACUUCGAAGAAGCAAACAAUGUAUGAGAAAGGAGACAGAGAGUGUUCGAUACUUUUGAACUGACGUGUCCUUCCAUAGAAAUAAAGCUGAAGAAGAGACAAAUAACUACAAGGAGAAGAGAAGAGAGUUGGUGAAAAGAAAGAGGAAGAUGGGGAAGACAAUAGAUUCAACGGAGUCUUAUCCAGGUGCUGCCAUCUUGUGAAUUUAAAUAAAAAUCCCUAGCAGACAGAUAGAAAAACAUGAUUUUAGAAGUUUGGUGUACUUAACUACAAUCUGUUGUUGAGCAGUGAUUGAAAACGGCAACUAAUCUUACACGUGAAGGAAAUGUAAGUGUUAAGUGCUGAAUAAACACAAAUAGAAGAAUGAGAAAAGUGAGUACUUUAAGUUUCCUUAUUCGGGGACUAACUGUAGUUAGCUGGGAUUUGAUGGAAGUAAAUCCGAUGGUGUUCGAGUGUGGAAUAAACUGUGAUAAUAUAAACUUGUCAUAUUUUCUUACAUGAACAAAUAAAUGCAUUUAAUUAAUUAAAAUGGCUUUGAACUACAUUGUAAAGCUGUUGAGAAGAGACGUCAAACACUGGACAAUGAGAUACGACAAUUUAUCAACUUUAGGAAAGCCUUGUGCAAUGAUUUUUUAUUUUGUUAAAUAGAAAAAGUAAGUCCUUUCUUGAUGUUUGUAGUAAAAUGAUCCUAUUCGUGUUUUAGUUCUAAAUACAUUUCAAUAAAUUCUGAGUUAACGUUUCCAUACUUAAGUGUUCUGAAGGUUUUUUCUUUGUAACAGAGCCUGAUUGAUUCCGUGGUUGAGCAAUGAGUGGUAUUAAUUUUGAAAUAUUUAUUUUUGAAAUAUGAAUCUGCUAAAAUGGCAUUAGAACGGUCCUAAUUCUCUUGAAAAGAUCAUAGAUUUUUGUUUGGAUAAUUUUUUGCUAUUUUAUUUAUACAUUUUAUAUAUUUCAGUGGAUAU